AUGCCUAAAAAUCUUACGACAAUUUUGAGCGCGGUCGUCACUGCCACCAGCGAGGCCACUCGCUUGUUUCCAGGUGCCAUUGCGUGGCAUGCCACUGAAUCCGACCUCGCUUUGAAACUCGUCGGGGAAAACGUUGUCAGCGAGCCGCUCCAUACCCUUGGGUUUGCAUUAGAGUACGAUUUGCUCAACCGUGGUUCCACCUACCUCCUUACUGGGCCAUUUGGUCAAGAUCCAGACACCGGACGAGCUUUGAUGAAGCACAGUCCACUGACCGAGAGUAAGCUCAGCAACCACACCCCUGAUCCCAAAGAACUAGCUGGGAAAGCCUCAAUCAGUGGCGUGGGCAAGGUGCUUGAAGCUGUGAUGGAUAACAUCACCAAUGCAGGAGGUGAAUGGAAUCUCACAGUCCAGGCUGAACAUGAGUACUACGACCCCGAAACCCAAAGGAAACUUGAUUUUGUGAUCACUUACCGCUUUGGUCAUUUUACUCCCGAUUUACCAGAGCUUGAUGAAAUUCAAGUAGGUUCCCUCAUGUGGUUGCAAGGAAACAUUGUGAACAAAGACAAACACUCAAAGCGUUUCAUUGUUCAAGUGCUACAUCAUUACGUGAUACGAACAGAUGAACAGAAGUGA
Molecule: messenger RNA, 633 nt
Organism: Melampsora larici-populina 98AG31
Lineage: Eukaryota; Fungi; Basidiomycota; Pucciniomycetes; Pucciniales; Melampsoraceae
Exons: 5
Coding region: 1-633 (210 amino acids)
Source: RefSeq, a predicted model, not a curated record